AUGAGAGUCCCUGCGCUGUUCCCGAAGGGCGGCCUUCUCUUCGGCGCUUUCGUAGUAGCCGUUCAGCUGUGGUCUUCGGCGCAGUGCACGUCAAUCAACAUCACGCUUUACUACGAAGGGUUAUGUGGAGACUGCCACGACUUCUUUCUCGACCAACUGUGGCCAACCUACAACAAGCUCGAGGAGUACCUUCACGUCGACCUCGUGCCUUUCGGGAAAGCCCAUAUGAAGGUCGCUAACGGCACUGCCACGUUCCAAUGCCAGCACGGCCCUCAGGAGUGCUACGUCAACGAGGUGCAGACAUGCGCCGUCAAGUACGUGCACCCGGUCAGGAAGCUUCUGGACUUUGUCGCAUGCAUGUUCCGUCAAGAUGACCCCACCAAGGCGGGCAAGCCGUGCGCGGAGAAAGUUGGAACCUACUGGCCAGUACUGGACAAGUGCAGCCGGGGGCCUGAGGGUGAACAGCUCCUCCGUGAGAUGGGUGAGAGAACGUUAGCACUGAAGCCUCCAAUGAAGUGGGUGCCCUAUGUACAGAUCAACGGCGCGCACGACAACGUCACGGAAAGCUUGGUGGAACAUGACCUGUUCGGCUUCGCCUGCAAGCUCCUGGAACCUAGUGCCCCUAGAAUAUGCAGGCACGGUGAAUUUAGGGACUUUGACUUCUUUGCGCAGGCUUUUGGUUUCGAUAAGCAUUAG
This is a messenger RNA of Dermacentor albipictus, 696 nucleotides long. Its product is annotated as gamma-interferon-inducible lysosomal thiol reductase-like. Gene Ontology annotation, molecular function: oxidoreductase activity, acting on a sulfur group of donors, disulfide as acceptor. The record is from RefSeq and is a predicted model, not a curated record. NCBI's taxonomy places the organism in Eukaryota, Metazoa, Arthropoda, Arachnida, Ixodida, Ixodidae.